Messenger RNA from Miscanthus lutarioriparius, 585 nucleotides. NCBI's taxonomy places the organism in Eukaryota, Viridiplantae, Streptophyta, Magnoliopsida, Poales, Poaceae. The record is from the annotation of a GenBank genome assembly.
AUGGAAGUGACGAAGGGGGAAGGCGGCGCCGGCGUGCCAGAAGAACGCAGGGAGAACGGAGGAGGAUUCGAUUGGUCCGGAUUCUUCAAGGGGUUUCCAACUCAGCACUUGGGGACUGGGGUCGCCGUUGUGGCCGGGAGCGGCACGGCGGCGGAGGGGCAUGCCUCGGUGAGGAUGUGCGUCGAGAAAGUUAACGGUGCCGGCUCUGGAUGCCCAAACCCAGUGGGCGUUGUCAUGAAUCGGUCACUGCACGGCUCUGUAAAUGAGUGUGAUGCUCGGUGCUCCUGCUACCCAUGCCUGUUGCUGUUGCAAUCAGCUCCCUCUAGUUUUGUCCUUCCACCAGAACCACCAGCUGCAAUGUCACUUCAUUCGAGCUCUGCAUGCUUCGUGCUAACUUCGAAUCCUUACAUAUUGCUACAAAUCGUCUUAUACGUCUAUCUGUUUUACACAAAAUUACCUGGACUUGAUGAGCUAUCUACUAGAACUGAAUUAGAUUGGGAAUUAGAGAAUUGGGGGAUUGGAAUUUAUAGUCAGAUGUUUGGCUCUCACCAGAAGGUUCCUCUAUUUGUCCAGACGCAGGAAUAG